Messenger RNA from Diatraea saccharalis (sugarcane borer), 1296 nucleotides. The record is from the annotation of a GenBank genome assembly. NCBI's taxonomy places the organism in Eukaryota, Metazoa, Arthropoda, Insecta, Lepidoptera, Crambidae.
AUGAGCAUCACCACGUUGGCUGCAACAAGAAAUUAUUUGGGGCAGAAGUAUGGCCGUCUGGGAGAAGAACUUAAGCUCAGCUUCGAAGCUUUUCCUUACACGGGAUUGUCGAAGCCUUAUUGCGUGGAUCAGAACGUGGCCGACUCAGCAUGCAGUGGUACUGCAUAUCUUAGUGGCGUGAAAGCUAACAGUGGAACAGUGGGUCUAAGUGCAGCGGUCAAGAAAGGCGACUGCGAGAGUCAGAAGCGAGGCACCCAUUCCGUUACCGGCCUGGCGGAUUGGGCUCAAAAAGCUGGCAAAAGAACUGGUGUGGUGACUACCACUAGAGUGACCCACGCGACACCUGCGUCUGCAUACGCGCACUCUGCUGAUAGAAAAUGGGAGUCUGACACUAAUCUACCGAAAUACGGCCCCAGGUGUGAAGAUAUAGCGACCCAAUUGGUCAGAGGAAAAGUGGGAAGCAAAAUUAAUGUUGUCUUCGGAGGUGGCAGGAGAAAUCUCUUGCCAAAAACAGAAAGGGACAGCGAAGGUUUCCGAGGGCACAGGAGUGAUGGAAACAAUCUCAUACAAGAGUGGCUGAAUAAGAAGGCAUCCUAUGGUGUACCAGCUAAAUACAUACAAAACAGACUGGAACUGCUCACAUUAGAACCUAUUUACUCAGACGUGUUAGGUCUGUUCUCACCGGACCAUAUGCCUUACCAUCUUGAAGCGGGAGAGGACGAUCCAACUUUGAGCGAAAUGACAGAGAAAGCAAUAGAGAUCUUAUCGAGAGGCAAAAAUGGUUUCUUUUUACUUGUUGAAGGAGGUAGAAUAGACACAGCGCAUCACGAGGCCAAAGCUCGGAAAGCAUUAGACGAAACAGCUGAAUUCGCUAAGGCUGUAGAAGCGGCUUUACAUGCAGUCAAUUCGGAGGAAACACUGAUAGUUGUAACUUCAGACCACAGUCACACCAUGACAUACAGCGGUUACAGCAAACGUGGUACAGAUGUCUUAGGAUUUACUAAUAAGUCAAAUGCAACGGACAGCUUACCGUAUACUAUACUGAGCUACGCAAACGGGCCUGGCUACCAACAAGACAGACAAAACAUACUUUUAGAUGAUUUAAAUAACGCGAAUUAUUCUUAUCCUUCAUUGGUGCCAAUGGUGCGAGAGACCCAUGGCGGAGAAGAUGUCGCUGUGUUUGCCAAUGGGCCGUGGGCUCAUAUAUUUUCUGGGAACUAUGAACAGAAUUACAUACCCCAUGCCAUAGCAUACGCCGCGUGCAUAGGACCGGGAUACACUAGUUGUAAGAUAUGA